GUGACCAGACUUUAAAAUCAGCUUUAGAGAAAAGUCUACCAGAUCAAUCCAAGGAGCUGAAUACACUUCAAGAGGAACACAGCAAGUACAUGAAUGCAGCUCGCUCUGAAUUUCAAGGGCUCUAAUUCACAGAAGAACUAGUUUUGCUCAGCACAGAUCCUCUGCCCUACGCUGGAAAUGACAGAGGCCAGCACCCUCUUCCUCCGUGCCUGCCUCACGCUGCUUGCCAUGCCCAUCUACCUACUACCAUUCCUGGGCAUCUGGGAGCCUUUCUGUAAGAAGAUAUUUUUUCCUUUCUUCUUAGAGAAGUUUUCUGCAAUUCAUGAAAGGAAAACAAAGCAGCAGGAGCUAUUUCAUAAUCUCCCUGACCUCAUGAGGCCCUCAGGAGAGCUGAAGCUGCUGGAGAUCGGGACCAGCUGCAGUGCUAACUUCCAGUUCUACCCACCAGGCUGCAGAGUCACGUGCACUGACACAAACCCCAACUUCCAGCAAGACCUUUCGAGGAGCGUGAACAAGAACCAGCUUGUCCACUAAGAGCAUUUCCUACUAGCUGUGGGAGAAGACCUGCACCAGGUGCCCAGCAGUUCUGUAGAUGCCGUCAUCUGUGCCUUUGUCCUCUGCUCUGUGUGCAGUGUGAAUGGCACCAUAAAGUACUGCGAGUGCUCAGACCAUAUACCAAUCAAGCUAAAGAUUAAAACCAGCUGUUUUGUUGGGGGAGGCGCUUUCUGUUUCUUAGAGCACGUGGCCGCUGAUCAUUCCAGCUGGAAGUACUUUUGGCAGCAGAUCUGCUGUCCGACUUGGAAACUCAUCUUUGAUGGAUGCUGCCUCAUGAGAGAGAUAUGGAAGAAUCUCGAACAGGCCAACUUCUUGGAGCUGAACUUACAACACAUAAACAUAGAGCUGCCCUGGAUGCCCGUACGGCCUCACAUCAUCAGCUAUGCUGUGAAGUAACUCACACCGCCCUGCCAAGCCUUCUCCCCUGCCCACACUGAAAUUCCUUGACAUAAUCAACACAAACAGCGUGGCAUAGACUAAUCCAGACGUCCGAAUCUAGGUAACACAGUAAAGGACUUCAAUCAAGUUUCUGAUUCAAGCACCAAAUAAGAAAAGAGGGUUAGUUUUCUAAACAUCUUUGAAGCCCUUGCGCUGCUGACUGUGCCUUGCCAGACCCCAACGCAGCCCACAGAGGAUCCCAGGAGAAGGCUGCAGGAGAAUGCAAAACAGCUCAGCA
Haliaeetus leucocephalus (bald eagle) is the source of this 1231-nucleotide messenger RNA. RefSeq names its product methyltransferase-like protein 7A. Gene Ontology annotation, molecular function: S-adenosylmethionine-dependent methyltransferase activity. Lineage: Eukaryota; Metazoa; Chordata; Aves; Accipitriformes; Accipitridae. The record is from RefSeq and is a predicted model, not a curated record. The transcript has 3 exons.